This is a messenger RNA of Phyllotreta striolata, 4689 nucleotides long. The record is from the annotation of a GenBank genome assembly. NCBI's taxonomy places the organism in Eukaryota, Metazoa, Arthropoda, Insecta, Coleoptera, Chrysomelidae.
ACCGUUUUUAGGCAAUUCCAAUUACAACGCUCGAGACGUGCAGCGUUUGAUUAAAAAAGAAUUGAUUCGAUUUCGUUUUCCGCGCGAUGCCCAUUAGUAUUAACGCGUCGAAAAUGUCGUUUUCAGGCCAAAGAAGUUGAGCUGGGAAGGUCACUUGGACUCGACCGAUCAAAACAAUAAUAUCACAAUGACAUCCGAGGAUUUACUCCAACCGGGACAUGUAGUGAAGGAACGAUGGAAGGUGGUGAAAAAAAUCGGUGGUGGUGGAUUCGGGGAGAUUUACGAAGGCCUAGAUUUGAUAACGCGCGAGCAAGUGGCCCUCAAAGUGGAAUCGGCCCGGCAACCCAAGCAAGUUUUGAAAAUGGAAGUGGCCGUUUUGAAGAAACUGCAAGGAAAGGAGCACAUUUGCAGAUUUAUUGGCUGUGGCAGAAACGACAGGUUUAAUUACGUCGUGAUGCAACUUCAGGGACGGAAUUUGGCGGAGUUGAGAAGGGCCCAGCCGAGGGCCGCCUUCAGUCUAUCCACUACCUUACGUUUAGGUCUACAAAUACUUAGGGCCAUCGAAAGUAUACAUUCUGUCGGGUUUUUACAUCGUGAUAUUAAACCUAGUAAUUUUUCAAUGGGUAGAUUACCCUAUAACUGUAGAAAAGUGUACAUGCUAGAUUUCGGUCUCGCUCGACAAUACACAACGGCGACGGGCGAAGUGAGAGCCGCUAGGGCUGCGGCGGGUUUCCGGGGCACCGUGCGCUAUGCCAGCAUCAAUGCACACAAAAACAGAGAAAUGGGCAGACACGACGAUUUGUGGAGCUUGUUCUACAUGCUGGUGGAAUUCGUAAACGGCCAGCUGCCUUGGAGGAAGGUCAAAGACAAGGAACAAGUCGGAUUGAUGAAGGAGAAGUACGAUCACCGGUUGCUUUUGAAACACUUACCGUCCGAUUUGAAACAAUUCCUCGAUCACAUACAGAGCCUUGAGUACGCCGACAAACCCGAUUACCAGAUGUUGAUAUCUCUGUUCGAGCGGUGUAUGAAACGAAGAGGCGUAAAGGAAUCCGAUCCCUACGAUUGGGAGAAACCCGCGCAGACCGACAACCAAGCGGCUUCUCAGACGGUUUCGACCGCCACCCAACCGGCCCUCGCCCCGACGACGGUGCCUCGACACACGAGACAUACAACCACAACGGAUAAUAACCAAGAAAACAUCGAACCUACCGACAACAAAGAGGCACAAUUGGAUGCCAGAAGGCGUAUCGAAACCGAAAACACAGCUCCUCUAGUCACGGAUAUGCAAAUAAAUCCCAUUCGAGCUACGGUCGACAAGAACUGCAACGCCACCGCCGUCGAUCAAACCCAAAAUCGCAAACGCCGGGCCACCUCUCACCUGGACCAGCCGCCCGACCGAUUGGACAACGAAGCCGUCGCCUCGGCCAAAUCGACGUCGGAGGCCGCCAAGCCGGCGCCGUUGCGCAAGAGCCAGUCGGGCGUCGCGACGCUGGGUAGAUUGCGCGUGGUGACGCCGGCCGCGGCGCCGCCGCAGACGGGCAGUCUGGUCGAUUCGCCGGCGACGCCCGAGCAGGAGAGGCCGCGGAGACGGCAGCCGUCGGCGGCGAGGAGCUCGCGCUCCGGCUUGAGGGAUCAGAGCCUGACGCAAUUCGCCGUUAUGGACGACGAGAACGUUAGUCAGCAGAUGACGAGAGGCGGCGCUUUAACGCUAGCCAGCCAAUGGAAAUCCCAAUUCGACGACAGCGAAGAGACGACGGAUAACGAAUGGAAGCCGGAGAGUCCCGAACAUCGCGGCACGCUGGCCACGUCGGAGGCGGCGCCCGCCGCCCUGCCUCCCAUCCUCAGCAGAAUAAGCGAGGAUUCGCGCGCUAGCCACAAACGGUACAUCAAUAUCGCCGGCAUCGAGGAAUAUCCAGAACUAGUCGGCGGUUUACCACGCGCUUGGUCCACCCCCAGCCUGGGCCCGUACGUUCGAUCGGCGUUGAAGCCGCCGCUGUUGCAACAGGCCGCCUUCGACGAUCUCGUUUUCAAAGUGGACGUGAUGCGAAACGUCGCUUCCAAGCAUCUGCUCGCCGACAACGAUGAGCAACGCCAAUCGAAGUUGACCGAUUCGCACCGAUGCAAUAGCCUGCCGGUGAUCAACCUGCCCGACAAAGAGGCCAGGAACGGCGACGACGAAGGUUUACAGGAGGUGGCUGGUAAAUUGGAAAUCCGAGUAGUGCCAAAGGAGAAGGCGACGAGGCCGCAGAAUUUGUCAACGAAGCCGCCCGUUCAGAACGGUCAUUCGGAGGCGGCGUCGGAGCAGAACAACGACGGGCGUCGCGCUAAGGAUUCGCCUCAGAAACCGAAGGUGGAGAGAACGAAGAGCAUACUGAAGCAAAGCAGCAAAGAGAAGGCGGAAUCUCUGGAGCUGCCUAGUCCUAAGAAAGAUAACAUCAGUUUCGCGCCGGAGCUAAUACACAAAGGUAAACAAGACGCGGAAUCGACGAAUAAAGUUUCAUCGGAAGUGCAAACUACAGAAACCAAUAGAGAAGGUGCAGACGACGCGCAGAAAUCGAUUCCCAUAGACAACACGUCGGGAAAUAAUGCUGUCGGUGACAAGAAAGCGGCGACUAAAGAUCUCGGAAGCGGAAUUCCCGCGAAAAAGGCCGGCGAAACGGAAUCGAGCAGUACGGACAGCGAUCAAAAAUUAAGAGACAAAGACAAUUCCGAAGAGAAGAAGCGCAAUAGAAAAUCCACCGUUAAUUUCGAACAAGUCGACGCGCUGUAUCGAAGUAAUUCGCAAAAGGCUAUUUCGAAGCCAAUCGAGGCUGUGAAAAACCAUUUACCGCAUAGUUUGGUGGACUCAAAGUCCGAUAGCAGUUCGAUCACCAAAGGUGAAGGUGAUAACCAGAUAAUAUCGGAAUGUAAAAAUAAUAGACUGAGGUGUUCGGGAUGUAUCGACUUGGGUACCAACCCCAACGUUACAUUCGUCUCCAGUAGUAGCAUUCCAGAAUUAAGAGAAAAGCGAUCUAUCGCUAACGGUCUCAGCCCCGGCAUGGACGAACAAUCCGAAUACUACGAUGCCACCGAGAAUCCUCUGCUGAAGGACAAGCGACAGGAUCAGGACGACGAGGACAGCGGCGUGGAUAAUGCUAGUCAAAUUUUACGAGAAACCUCGGUGAGCCCCUCCGUCGACGGGCGAUCGUCGAAGAUCCCGGUGGCCGUGACCGGCCAGCGAUUGGCCAAGUGCAUGUCGUGGUCGGGCGAUCUGACGCCCGGCCUGCGACGCCGACGCCAGGCCGACAAGUACGUCACGGAUCCCAGCCAGCUUAAGUUGAGGUUCAAGAGGCAUUCGAGCAGCGGGCUUCGGGUGAGAGGCAUCUCGACGUGUCUGAUCGACGCGCCGGAAAGUUCGCCGGAAUCGUCGGAGGGGCCGCCGCCGCCGCCCGACGGCGACCCGCCGUCCGAGUCGCAGGUGCGCUGCCGCCGCUUCAGGCCCGUCACAUAGCCGCCCCGGUGGCGGCGGAGCGCCGAGCGCCGGACAUAGAUUCUUUUAUGAUUUUCAAAUUGAUUUAUUGUGAUUCGGGGGAUAUUGAGAGUUUUCCCGGCUUGUUUUCAAUUGGGAGAAAUUCGUCUCGCCCGGCCCCAAAACCGUUCUAUCUGUCGCCUCGUUGCGAGUUAUUUGGCUGGAAAACUAUUUGUACUUGUCCGAUUUGUGCUCUUCUAUAUUUAGAACUAAAGAAACGCAAUAUUGGAUCACCCUGUAUAGUACAGCGAUACUCAUUCGUUUUGAUGAUAUAUUAGGACUGCGACGAGCUACUUUUGUAUAUAAACUAUAAACUAUUCCAAAUAUUCAAUCACAUAGAGGCUACUAAAACUAAUCAAAUGAUGUAAAAUUUCGAAUCUAUCAAAAAGUCAGUGAGUUUCGAAAGCGGGCUUUUAAUUGCUUGAUAGUUUGUAGGCUACAAUCGCGUGCACAUUGUCCCUUAGCUUGGAUUUGAAGUUUAUUUUUUCCGCCAAAUGUAAGGCGAGAUAGAACAGUUUUCGCGCACUAGCUUUAUCGUAAAAUAAUAUUAUUAAAUAACAAAUUUCGAAGAUAUUUAAGAUUACUAGAAAGUGUCUUGGGCGUCGAAGACACUGUGGUAAUAUUGUGAAAUGUGAUUUUUCUCUGAAAAUUUAGUCGCGCUAUUUAUGAGCGGUGGUGCAUCAUUUUUUUUAAUUGUAACUUGUUUUUUUAACUGUCCUUUUUUUUAAAUUAUUGUUGAUUCGACGAAUUGUUAGCGAUUUCAACAAAUUAUGCACGAUGAAUCGAAUCAUUUUUAACCUUAUACAUUCGACAUUUUUUUAUUAUCACCGAUCAUAUUAAAUUAAUGCUAUUUCAAGCCGUUCAACGGCUUAAAUUUAGUGAUUGUUUAUCAUGCAAAUUAUACACGCAACAUUUAGUUUCAUCGUGUUGUUUUUUGUUGAUUUCUUUUGUCGAAAUAUUUUGCUAUGCUGAAUAAAGAGUAAAAUAUUCUAGUCACAAGUACUGUUAUUUUUUUAAACUGGUACUUGAUGAAUUUCUAGUCAAGUAGUUCUGUACGAGAAGAAAAAUAAUAAGAAAAUUAAAAAUACUCUGUAAAAUAUAUUGAUAUUGCAAAAUACUAGUUAUUACAAGUCGUACUUGUUGAUAAUUUCUAGACUGCUGAUGAAAUUAUUGAAAAAAAA